AGCCCCAGCCCCAGUCCCAGCCCCAGCCCCAGUCACAGCCGAAGCCCCAGUCACAGCCAAAGCCCCAGCCGCAGACCCAGUCACAGCCCCUGCCCCACUCACAGCCCUAGCCCCAGCCACAGCCCUAGCCCCAGCCACAGUCCCAGCCCCAGCCCCAGUCACUGCCCCAGCCCCAGUCACUGCCCCAGCCCCACCCCCAGCCCCAGCCCCAGGCACAGCCUCAGCACCCAGCACAGCCCCAGCCCCAGACACAGCCCCAGUCACAGCCCCAGUAACAGCCCCAGCAACAAUCGCAGCCCCAGUCACAGCCGAAGCCCCAGCCCCAGCCCCAGUCACAGCCCCAGUCACAGCCACAGCCCCAGCCCCAGUCACAGCCACAGCCCCAGCCCCAGUCACAGCCGAAGCCCCAGCCCCAGCCCCAGUCACAGCCACAGCCCCAGCCCCAGUCAGUACCCCAGCCCCAGCCCCAGCCCUAGUCACAGCCUCCACAGCGCCAGUCACAGCCCCAGCCCGAGCCCCAGUCACAGCCAAAGCCCCAGACCCAGUCACAGCCCCAGCCCCAGUCGCAGCCCUAGCCCCAGCCACAGCCCCAGCCCCAGCCCCAGUCACAGCCACAGCCCCAGCCCCAGUCACAGCCACAGACCCAGCCCCAGUCACAGCCGAAGCCCCAGCCCCAGCCACAGCACCGAUCAUAGCCCCAGUCACAGCCCCAGCCCCAGUCCCAGCCCCAGCCCCAGUCAGAGCUCCAGUCCCAGUCAAAGCAGCAGCCCCAACCCAACCUCCAGCCCCAGUCUCAGGCCCACUCAAGGCACCAGCCCCAGCCCCAGCCCCAGUCACAUCACCAGCAACAAUCACAGCCCCAGUCAUAGCCCCAGCCUCAGUCACAGCCCCAGUCACAGCAACAGCCCCAGCCCCAGCCCCAGGCACAGCCCCAGGCCCAGUCACAGCGCCAGUCACAGCCCCAGCCCGAGCCCCAGUCACAGCCAAAGCCCCAGACCCAGUCACAGCCCCAGCCCCAGUCGCAGCCCUAGCCCCAGCCACAGCCCCAGCCACACCCCAGCUCUAGUCACAGCCUCAACCGCAGCCCCAGGCCCAGCUGCAGUCACAGCCCCACCCAGUCACAGCCACAGCCCCAGUAACAGCCACAGCCCCAGCCCCAGUCACAGCCACAGCCCCAGCCCCAGUCACUGCCCGAGCCCCAGCCCCAGAUCCAGUCCCAGCCACAGUCCCAGCCACAGCCCCAGCACCAGUCACAGUCUCAGUCACAGCAACAGCCCCAGCCCCAGUCCCAGGCACAGCCCCAGCCCCAGUCACAGCCCCAGGCACAGCCCCAGCCCGAGCCCCAGUCACAGCCCCAGGCACAGCCCCAGCCCGAGCCCCAGUCACAGCCACAGCCCCAGACCCAGUCACAGCACCAGCCCCAGUCUCAGCCACAGCUCCAGCCCCAGGCACAGCCUCAGCCCCAAGCACAGCCCCAGCCCCAGCCCCAGCACCAGUCACAUCCCCAGCCCCAGUCACAGCCUCAGUCACAGCCCCAACCCCAGUCACAGCCGAAGCCCCAUCCCCAGCCCCAGUCACAGCCACAGCCCCAGCCCCAGUCCCAGCCACAGUCCCAGCCACAGUCCCAGCCCCAGUCACAGUCUCAGUCACAGCAAAUGCCCCAGCCCCAGCCCCAGGCACAGCCCCAGGCCCAUUCACAGCCACAGUCACAAUCCCAGUCCAGCCCCAGCCCCACCCAGUCACUUCCCCAGCCCCAGUCCCAACCCCAAUCACAGCCCCAGUCACAGCCCCAUCCCCAGCCCCACCCCAGCCCCAAGUCCCAGCCACUGUCCCAGCCCCAGUCACAGUCGAAGCCCCAGCCCCAGCCCCAGUCACAGCCACAGCCCCAGCCCCAGUCAGUACCCCAGCCCCAGCCCUAGUCACAGCCUCAGUCCCAGCCCCAGCCAAAGCCCCAGUCCCAGCCCCAGCCCCAGUCAGAACUCCAGUCCCAGUAAAAGCAGCAGCCCCAACCCAACCUCCAGCCCCAGUCUCAGGCCCACUCAAGGCACCAGCCCCAGCCCCAGCCCCAGUCACAUCACCAGCAACAAUCACAGCCCCAGUCAUAGCCCCAGCCUCAGUCACAGCCCCAGUCACAGCAACAGCCCCAGCCCCAGCCCCAGGCACAGCCCCAGGCCCAGUCACAGCGCCAGUCACAGCCCCAGCCCGAGCCCCAGUCACAGCCAAAGCCCCAGACCCAGUCACAGCCCCAGCCCCAGUCGCAGCCCUAGCCCCAGCCACAGCCCCAGCCACAGCCCCAGUCACUGACACAGUCACUGCCCCAGUCACUGCCCCAGUCACAGCCACAGCCUCAGCCCCAGUCACUGCCCCAGCCCCAGCCCCAGCUCUAGUCACAGCCUCAACCGCAGCCCCAGGCCCAGCUGCAGUCACAGCCCCAGUCACAGCCCCAGUCACAGCCGAAUCCUCAACCCCAGCCCCAGUCACAGCCCCAGUCACAGCCACAGCCUCAGCCACAGUCACUGCCCCAGCCCCAGCCCCAGCCCUAGUCACAGCCUCAGCCCCAGCCCCAGGCCCAGCACCAGUCACAGCGCCACCCCAGCCCCAGCCCUUUCUCACAGCCUCAGCUCCAGCCGCAGACACAGCCCCAGUCCCAGUCACAGCCCC
Messenger RNA from Carcharodon carcharias (great white shark), 2661 nucleotides. Its product is annotated as cell surface glycoprotein 1-like. The transcript has 11 exons. The annotation marks the transcript as partial. NCBI's taxonomy places the organism in Eukaryota, Metazoa, Chordata, Chondrichthyes, Lamniformes, Lamnidae. The record is from RefSeq and is a predicted model, not a curated record.